AUGGGAAUAGAGCCGGCGGCCUUGAAACUGUUUUCUGGCCGUCUUUCGUCCCACGGGACGAGGGGUUCGGUUCGGGCUGAUGGGAAACCGUCCACUGUGUCGUCUCUUCCUCAAUAUUUUGACAACGUCAAACAUGGAGAAGAGGCCAAGUGUUCCUCGUACCAGCUUCCAGGCCAAGGCCCGCGGCCGCUGGAUAAGGAGAUCCGUCCUCGUCUCGCGCCUGACCGAGACGUCUUCGUCCUCCCGUUCGCCGAGCCGGGGACAGACAGCGGCGCCGCGGGGCUCUCGGCCGCCGCGUGCUCCACACAACCCUGUCGCCCAUCGUCCGCCUCAUUUAGCUGCAAGGGCUCGGACAGUCCUAACACGUUCCCCCCACUGUCCCCAUCAUCGUUAGCGCAGAGUGGUCGGGACAGUCCUGAUCAGCAGUGUCCACCGUCCCCGUCCCAUUUAGCAGCAGAAGUGGACGGGUAUAGUACCCCCCUGAUCAGCAAGUGUCCCCACGUCCUCCGUCCAUCAGUAGCAGCAGAGGACGGGAUAGUCCUGAUCGGCAGUGUCCCCACGUCCUCCGUUCACGUACCAGCAGAGGUGAGGGAUAGCCUGAUCACAGUGUCCCCACGUCCUCCGUCCAUGUCACAGAGGGAAAAGGACAAAGUUACACAACGCUGCAAGACGGAGACGCACGUGAUCCUGGACAGGUGUCUGCAGGUUCACAGCUGUGCUGGGAGGGGUUGGUCUGCAGAGACACACAGAGACACAGAGAGUCACACAGAGACAGAUACACAGAGAGACAGAGACAUACAGAGACAGAGAGACACAGAGACACACAGAGACAGAGAGAGUCACACAGAGACAGAGGCACAGAGAGACAGAGACCCAACCUCUGUCAGAGACACACAUACCGUCCACCCAGGCACUAUCUGCCACCCAGCGAGCAGCAGAAGCAGGAUGCAGCGGUGGAAAGGCCGGGUGGAGGACAGCGGGGAGUGGAACCGGGCCGUGCUGGUGUCUGUGGGACAGUUUGUCCCCGGGGUGAGUCUGGGGAGGAGACCCGGGGCCGACAAGGACACCAAGACUCUCCACCGCACCCUCAGCAAGCUGGGCUUCAAGGUGGACAUCCACAGCGACCUGAGCGGGGACGAGAUCUACCAGCUGUUUCUGAAAGAGAGCCGGCGGCCUGUGAAGGACUGUUUUCUGGCCGUCUUGUCGUCCCACGGGGACGAGGGAUGCGUGUUCGGGGCUGAUGGGAAACCUGUCCAACUGUGUCGUCUCUUCUCAUAUUUUGACAACGAAAACAUGGAGAAGAAGGCCAAAGUGUUCCUCGUCCAGGCGUGUCGGGGACGUGGUCUGGAUGACGGUGUGGAGGUGGAUUCAGCUGAUGACAGCAGAGACUUCUCACAGCAUCUCUCUACUGUAGACACAGCUGUGAUGUACGCCACACCACCAGGUUACGGGGCGUUCAUGCACCCUCUGGGCUCCGUCUUCCUCCAGACCUUCUGCUCCUUAUUGAAGGAGGACGGGCACCGGGACCUGGAGCUGACGCGCCUGAUGACGCGCCUCUCCCACCGGGUGGCCUACAGCUUCCAGGCCAAAGGCCCGCGGCUCGCUGGGAAGAAGGAGAUGCCGUGUCUCGUCUCGCGCCUGACCAGAGACGUCUUCCCGUUCGCCGAGCCGGGGACAGACAGCGGCGCCGCGGAGCUCUCGGCCGCCGCGCUGCUCCACACUCAACACCUGUCCCCACGUCGUCCGUCCAUCAGUUAGCUGCAGAGUGGGCGGGACAGUCCUGAUCAACACGUGUCCCCACGUCCCACAUCCAUCAGUUAGCAGCAGAGUGGUCGGGACAGUCCUGAUCAGCAGGUGUCCACACGUCCUCCGUCCAUCAGUUAGCAGCAGAGGGACGGGACAGUCCUGAUCAGCAGGUGUCCCCACGUCCUCCGUCCAUCAGUUAGCAGCAGAGUGGACGGGACAGUCCUGAUCAGCAAGUGUCCCCACGUCCUCCGUCCAUCAGUUAGCAGCAGAGUGGACGGGAUAGUCCUGAUCAGCAAGUGUCCCCACGUCCUCCGUCCAUCAGUUAGCAGCAGAGUGGACGGGAUAGUCCUGAUCAGCAAGUGUCCCCACGU
Etheostoma spectabile (orangethroat darter) is the source of this 2117-nucleotide messenger RNA. RefSeq lists its product as uncharacterized. Gene Ontology annotation, molecular function: cysteine-type endopeptidase activity. Lineage: Eukaryota; Metazoa; Chordata; Actinopteri; Perciformes; Percidae. The record is from RefSeq and is a predicted model, not a curated record. Gene Ontology annotation, biological process: proteolysis.